This is a messenger RNA of Neurospora tetraspora, 804 nucleotides long. RefSeq lists its product as uncharacterized. The transcript has 2 exons. Lineage: Eukaryota; Fungi; Ascomycota; Sordariomycetes; Sordariales; Sordariaceae. The record is from RefSeq and is a predicted model, not a curated record. The coding region runs from base 1 to 804 and encodes 267 amino acids.
AUGUCCGACUUUCCCAAGCGCAACGAUUCGUUCAACCCCAAUGCGUAUCGCAGCCAGGCUGCAUACAACGCCCACAAGAACGCCUUGGCUGGCAACAUGAAUGCCCCCAAGUCCAGCAGCUCGGUCAACCCUAGUGCCUAUCGCAGCCAGGCUUCCUACAACGCCCACAAAAACACCUCAACGAUUCGCGUCAACGCCCCCAAGCCCACCUGCUUUUCCAACCAUACUGCCUAUCGCAACAAGGCUGCUCAUACCGGCGAGAAGAACACUGCAGCUGGCAACGUCGAUGUUCCCAAGCCGACCAGCUCUUUCAACCCCCUUGCCUACCGCAGCCAGGCUUCCUACAACACCCACAAGAACGCUGCGACUGGCAGCAUGGAUGCUCCCAAGCCUAGCAGCUCAUCCAACCCCAAUGCCUAUCGUGGUCAGGCUGUUCAUACCUCCCACAAGAACGUCUCACAUGGCGGCGUCCAUACUCCCAGGAUGCAGCAGUUCCGCAAGCCCGAGAAUAAAUGGGCCACCAAGCAGACACAGACUACCCACAGCAAGGCCAAGAACACCGACGAGCCUCACUAUAUGUCGGAUGCCGAGGUCAAGGAGUGGUUCCGUCAAGCAGAGGUCGACUACGAGCGAAAGAAGAAGGCUGGUCACUAUGACAACUACGUCCCAGCCGGGGGCCACACCCCGGACUUCAGCGAUUUCCACCGCAAGUUCGCUGCCUCGGAGACUAAGUGCCCUGGAAUGAAAAACUCGAUGCACGCGCCGAAGGCUGCUGAGCCUGCCCAGCCCGAGCAUCGCAAGUGA